Messenger RNA from Spodoptera exigua (beet armyworm), 1533 nucleotides. NCBI's taxonomy places the organism in Eukaryota, Metazoa, Arthropoda, Insecta, Lepidoptera, Noctuidae. The record is from the annotation of a GenBank genome assembly.
CAAGAUCAAAGUCCAAACAAAGUGUUGAAUCAUAAAAUUAAAUAAGUUUAUUUAAUUAUUCAUUCGUCACACGUACGAGCCUCUUAUCACGUAUAUAUUUUCUAUUAAAAGAUCAGUUCACUUCAGUCAGUAGAUUGAAUUGUGUUGAACAAGUAAUAAAUAAUCGUGAAUUUAUUCGUUUUUUAUUCGGACUUUUAGAAAGUAUUUAAAAAGUUUCUUGUAUUUCUAAGAUGGCUACAGAAGUAAGUGCUCCAUCGAUGCCGCAGCUGCAGUCAGUGCAGAAGGCCAUGGCAUUGCCCACCGUUGAGGCUGCCGUUGGUCAAGUCGGAGCAUUCUACACAAGAGUUAAAGGAGCCCACUCCUUGCUUGAAUGGGCACUAUCCACUGCUGAGGCGGGAGUAUACCGUGCAGCUAACACAGCGGCGCCCUACGUGGCAGCGCCCCUUGCUGCUGGAGACGCCAGGGUGGCCGCCGUCAUUGACGAGCUGGAGCGCCGCGUCCCAAUCGUCACAGAACAGCCCAAGGUCAUCGUAGAGACCACCAAACAAGCAGUCCUUUCUAGAAUCUCACCACAUGUUAAUAAGGUAUACACAGCCAAAACUGCAGCAGAGAACCGUGUCCACUCCCUCAAAGAGCUAUCAUGGGCGAAGGCUAACGCGCUGCUGACCACAGCUUACGGACAGAAGGUAGUGCACAGCGUCGAUGCUGGUGCAUCAUACGCCAUGCAGUUGCUUGACCACUACCUGCCCGCUGUCGGAGCUCAGGAGGAAUCUAGCAAUGAAAUUGUAGCCGUGUCCAACGAUCCGGCGCUGCAUACUGUCCAGACUGUUGGCCGGCUGAGCGCCGUCGCAGCGCGCCGAGUGUGGGCCAACCUCGCGUACAAAGUGAACGAGCUUAGGAACUCAGGUGUGGAACUGGAUGUACGUCGGUAUGUCACCGCCUUGUUAGCGGCCCUACAUCUUGCGAAGGUCACCAGUGACCAGCAACAGCAAGAGAAAGAGGAACAGGAGAAGGAGAAAGAAAAGUCCCAAACGGCAGAGCCUGCGCCCCCUGCAUCGGCUACAUCCACCCCUCCCAAGAACACCGAAGAAUCCUCCCCUACCACCGCCAACCGAGUGAAAUCUACACCUGAAUCCAAGUCUACAGAAACUUCUAAUUAAAUCUUUAUAUUCAUUUUUAUUAUAAUUAAUAAUAAUUAUUAUGUUUUACUUUAAGCCGCAGGCGCAGUUAUUUUUAGCGGGUUGCAAUUUUCAGCGUCGUGCGAUAACUGUCCUCAUAUAGAAUGAGGUCGCCAAACAUUCACACUCGCUAAUAAUAACAAUGCGUUUGUCCUUAGUUAAGUUACGGCCACAAUGCCGGUAUACAGGCUGUACCCACAUUGUUAUGGCGCAUUUAAUGUAUUUAUAAUAAUCAAAGACUGUCGAUAUGUCUUCAAUAAUCAAUUAUUUAUCGCAUAUAAGCGACAUAUUGUAAUGAAGCUAUUUUAUAUCAUUGUAGCGAAUUUUUAAUCGCAUUUUAAUAAAAUAAUUUUAU